AGGUGGCUCCAACAGUGAAAUAACACCCCACAAGCCUGUCGCCCCAAUCCCACACUCCUUUGGACCGUGCCACUGCUGCACUUGAACGAUCUAUCUUCCACCGUGCAGGCAACGAUACACACAAUUACGAAAUGUCUGAGACAGGAGGACCACCACCUCAGGGACCGCCUCAGGGCCCUCCCCAGGGACAGUUCCAAGGGCCGCCGCCAGGCUUCCCCCAGCCCGGCCAGCAGCCCACGCCCGAGCAGAUCGCCAUGAUGCAGCGCCAGCUCGCAGCGGAAGCAGAGAAGCAUGGACUGUCCGUCCAGGAAUACGUUCAGAGACUCAAAGCACAGGCAAUGGCCCAGCAGCAGGCGCAAAUGCGGGCGCAGAUGCAGGCCCAGCAACAGCAGCAGCAGCAGCAGCAGCAACAGCCAAUCCAGCCCGGGCCCCCAAAGCCAGAGGCGAUUGCCGUAGCCAACUUCCUCAAGUCGCAGGACUUGAAGCCAAGGACAGUCAUCCACGAUGAGAAGCGCAAGGACAUGUUCAGAGUCCUGCGCGCCAUUCGCGCCCUUUCAUCUCCCGCGUAUCAGAAAGCGCGCGCGAAGAACCCUCUCCUCCCCGAAGUCCACGACCGCGCCUCCGCCGAGAACACAUUCAAGCUGCUUCCGCUCUCCCUCCUCGCCCUCCGCGUCUCCAAGGUCGACCCCGAGCAGGGCCACGAAGGCCACAAUCACGCCAAGGCCAAGCGCGUCAAGGGUCUGUGGACCGUCCGCAUCGAACAGCACCAGGAAGCCAACGACGACAACUACUACAUCUGGCUGUACGAGGGUUCGCAGUGGAAGCAGAAGGCGUACGCUGCGGGUGCGUUGGUGCUCGUCAUGGCGGUCGUGCUGUUCCCGCUGUGGCCGCUAUUCCUUAGACAGGGUGUAUGGUACCUGAGCAUGGGCAUGCUGGGUCUGAUUGGACUGUUCUUCGCCAUGGCGAUAGUGCGGUUGAUCCUGUUCAUCAUCACCAUGUUCGCUGCGUCGCCCGGUCUCUGGCUCUACCCCAACCUGUUCGAGGAUGUGGGCUUCUUCGACUCGUUCAGGCCAGUGUGGGCAUGGCAGGAGACACCAGAGGACAUCACGCAAAAGAAGCUGGCCAAGAAGGAGAAGAAGGCCGCCAAGCUCGCCGCAAAGGCGAACGGUGAAACGAAGCCAAAGGGCAAGAAGGGCUUCACACCACUCGAGCAUCAGCAGCAGCAUGGCCACGUUGAAGAGAUCGCCGAAGAGGAGCAGCACCAGCACCAGCACCAGCACCCCCACGGCGCGCCUCAGCUCGUGGCCGCAGACUCUGCGCCCCAGCCCACGGGCUCCGAGGCCGCGCCCACAGCAACAGGAGACGUCACACAGCGCCCGCCGCGGGCGACGGUGGAAGAAGCUGAAGACGAGUAGAGAGCCGUUUGGGAGUAGUGAAUGAAUUGUGGUUUGGGCAUUGUCGUUUGCAUGGGUUAGCAGGUGUCUGGUGUCAAGCAGGACGAGUCGACGGGUC
Messenger RNA from Didymella exigua CBS 183.55, 1512 nucleotides. Its product is annotated as translocation protein. Bases 132 to 1415 code for a protein of 427 amino acids. Lineage: Eukaryota; Fungi; Ascomycota; Dothideomycetes; Pleosporales; Didymellaceae. Gene Ontology annotation, cellular component: endoplasmic reticulum; endoplasmic reticulum membrane. The transcript has 3 exons. Gene Ontology annotation, biological process: post-translational protein targeting to membrane, translocation. The record is from RefSeq and is a predicted model, not a curated record.